Messenger RNA from Nilaparvata lugens (brown planthopper), 2402 nucleotides. RefSeq lists its product as uncharacterized. The transcript has 10 exons. Lineage: Eukaryota; Metazoa; Arthropoda; Insecta; Hemiptera; Delphacidae. The coding region runs from base 94 to 1515 and encodes 473 amino acids. The record is from RefSeq and is a predicted model, not a curated record.
AUUUUCGUUUAAUUUUCAGACAACAAUGUAUCCAGCCUUCACUCGGAAAGUGAACAUGAAUUGGAGAACACAGAUGCCGAAGACGAAUUCCUUAUGCAAUUAUACAAAGCAAACAAGCCACUGAUUCACAAUGGAUUCAGUUUGCACAACGGAAGUGUGCUCGAGAGUGCAGAUGUGGAGGAAGUCUGUGCAGCAGAUCAGACUGAUUCCAAAACUGCCAACUGCAGCGAAAUCAAAUCAAAGAAUCCAGUCUUCGACCUGAAUGAGGCCAAAAAUAACGAACUCAUUGUACCUCAAGUUGAUUCUGGUGAAGGAUCUUUGGAGAUUCAACAGGACAGUGAAUAUACAGAGGCCUAUGAUUCAGCUGCCCAGCUCUCCUGCCCCGUAUCCAAGAAGGUCGAUAAUCAAACUAGACAGCCUGAUUCACUAAUUGUAGAAAGUAACUGCAACAACUCAAACGAAGAAAGGAGGAUAGAAUCUGAAGAUACAACUCCAAAAAGUACUGAAUCCAAUGGAAUUGAUAGUGAAAAUCAUGAAAGUGAAAGCGAAACUUUUGAUAUGUUCUCAGCGCCACCUCGACCAGGAACUAUUGCCGAGAGAGAACAUAAAAAGUGGUUGCAAGCCGUGCCAUUGACCAACAACCCCUACUCUAAGGAGAACAUUGAGAGGCGACAGAGAGAGCGCAUGCUUUUGGGCAGGCAAACCAGUAACGAGACUUCUGUAGAAUUUCCUGAACUAACGGGGGAAAAUAAUGCUUCAGUGGUGCCUAUCGAUUGCAGUGGUUGCAAACCCAAUCAUAAGCAAUACGGACGCGACUACUACAUAAACAACACCAGUGACCAGAAAGAGAAGAGGAGAGAUUCUUCCAAUGACGCAAGAACUGACAUUUCAACAACACAUGCCUACGAUGCAAGUAAAUCACAGGUGUCGGUUCGAGUCGAGGUGGAGGUUGGAGGCCGCUGGAAUGGAGGCGGCACGGCGCCGGCGGUGGCCAAGUCAGCGGUGGAGACCAGAACGCAUGUCUCCAAUUUGAACAAUCAGCAGCUGUUGACGACCGUCUCGACAUCGAAAAGUAGAGAUAGACAGCAGGUUACAACUGUCUCCACUUGGGGCGCUGCUGCCGACCAUGAUGAUGACUAUGAUGAUGAUCCUAUAGCUCUGCCGUCUGUCAAAGAACUGGCUAAACAGUUUUCCAACGUUGAGACCGAUCCUCAACCACAGAUUCAAGCAGCUGAAGUACAAGCCUCAAGUACACCAGCAUUGAAAAAUAAAUUGGAAGUACAGACACUACCCGUGCGCCAGGUGCAUAGUCUAACAGCCCGAUGCAUUUCGAAAGAGUUCAGGGAAGGCUUGAGGGCUUCUAACAGGCCGGCCGAUCACAUGAAACCAGUGGAGAAGGCCGAAAGCUGCGGAAAUAUUUCGGAUGACAGUGGAACAGCUUCUCCGACUCCGACUAGCAACCAGAAACUGUGCAACAGCAUUGCAUUCUGGGAGCAGAUCAAUUCAACCAGAUAGCUCAACUUUGGACACUCGCAAUAAAUUGUCAUCCUUCAUAGAACUACAGCAGAAAAUGUUCGGCGGACAUUUUGGCGAACUUUGACUCAUCUCACAAACUGUUUUCGAUUUGGAAACUUUUAUUCAUAAAAAUUCGGGAGAAAAAGUUGGUGAACUCUACCUGCUACCUGCUCCCGAUCAUAUCGAAAAUAAUUAUGAUUUGCAACUCUGUUAAUAAAUGAAGAAAUUCAUGCAGUUCAUAAAAAACGCAUCACUUCUAUUAUUUAUUUAUAAAAUUGAUUUUCUGAGCUUCAAUUCGAAGUUACAUAUUAGGCCUACUUAUGGCCUAGAAACCAAUCUUACCAACAGAAUCUACUCACUGGUUGAUGCUGAGUUAUAAUGUACGAUCAUUCCAUUAUUAUCAUUCCUAAGUCACUUAUUACUGUAUAUUAUAAGUAUGUAAUUUAUAUUAAAGUAGGUACGAUAGUUAUUGUUUCGGUGAAUCAAUUGAACAAUUAUUGUGUAUUAGAAUAAUACGAUUGAAUUUGAUAAUAAAUCUGAUGAGACGAUAGAUAUAUAUCAAGUUAUAGUAUGAACUUGAUGGGGUAAUGAAAUUUUCAAAUACUGUACUUAACUUCCAUUGCUGUAAAAUUGGCAAUGUAGCUUGAUAUUCAUGUAGCCUAUUUCCCGACGGAAAUAAAAUGUUACACUUGGAUAAAUGUUAUUAAUAAAACUACCCAUAUAGAAUGUAUCGAUAAUCUGAGAUGAGAGAAUUAAAUAAGAAACUUCUCCAAUAUUAAUGAUUGAAGUGCCAAAGAAGUUUUUACUCCACUAAUUUUAUAGUCACAUGAAUCUACUUAAUCAUGUUUGUUAAAUGAUUCAAUAAACUUAAUCUAAAACUAUAUAAA